UAUUGAUGAUGAUGAUAAUGUUGAUGAUGAUGAUGUUGAUGAUGAUGAUGAUGCUGGUGACAACAACAAUGACAAUGAUGUUAAUGAUUCAAUCAAAAGUGACCAUUCCGAUAUCAGUAGUCAUCAUACAGAUCAAGAAAAACAAGAAGAACAAUCAAAACAAAAUAAAAAGAAUCAAAAAUGUAAAUCAGAUAAAACAACAUUUUAUAGUUCUGAUACCGAUCUGGAUACUGAUGAUUGUGACAGUCAACGACGCAAACCAUCAUCCGAACAAGAUAAAAAUAGAAAACAAAAAAACAAAGACCAUGAAAAUGAAAACAAUGAAUAUAAUAAUCAAGAUAAUCAUAAUGAACCUAAUAAUGAUUCAAUAAAGAAAGAAAAUGAAAGUAACAGAGAUGAAAAUAUGGAUCAACAGAAUGAAAUUGAUGAUUUGGAUGAUAUCGAUGCUGAUGAUGAUAUCGAUGAUGUUGAUGGUGUUGAUGAAGAUGAUGAUGAUGAAUUAUGUGAUGAAUUUGGUAUUCCAUACGGUUUAAUAUCAUCUAAACAUUCAUUACAUGGAUUGAUGGGAUUGCCAUUCAAUAUGGAUGCAAAUGGAUUUUCCAAUUCAGUCUCUUUACCGGCUUCAUUGGCUGCAAAUAAUUCAUCCGCCGCACAAUUUCCACGAAUAUCUGAUAGUAUGAGUGAAUCUGAUCUAGUAGAAGGUGCUUCUAAAGAUCCGGUUCUUUAUCAAAAUCUAUUACCUAAACCAGGCAGUACUGAUAGCGCAUGGGAAACAUUGAUGGAAGUGCAAAAAGCAUCUGAAACAGUCAAAUUACAACAAUUGGUUGAUAAUAUCGAACAUAAGCUUCAAGAUCCCAAUCAAUGUAUCAUUUGUCAACGGGUUUUGAGUUGCAAAAGUGCAUUACAAAUGCAUUAUCGUACCCAUACUGGAGAAAGACCAUUCAAAUGUAAGAUAUGCGGUAGAGCAUUCACGACAAAAGGAAAUCUGAAAACACAUAUGGGUGUACAUCGAGUAAAGCCUCCAUUGCGUAUGCUGCAUCAAUGUCCAAUUUGUCAUAAACAAUUCACAAAUGCUCUGGUUUUGCAGCAGCAUAUUCGGCUACAUUCUAUAGAUCCUAAUGGAUCGAAUACUCCAGACAUCACACCUGAAAUGUUGAAUGAUUUGAAAAAUAGCAAUAUGAAUUUUCCUCGUUCAUUUUUUCCGAUGGGUUUCAAUGGUCCAUUUCCAGCAUUGCCACCAGGAGCAGCACCGGGCUUAUUCUCGCCUAAUUUUCUUUCGGAGAUGGCAGCAAAACAUUUAAACCAGAAUUCGAAUUCAUUACCAAUUAAUAUUCUUAAUCCAUCUAAUUUCCAUCAAAAUCAAUCAAAUGAAUGUUCUAGUGUUGAUCUAGCCGAGAAAGAUAAUGAUCUUGAUACCACCGAUUCAGAUACAUCAAAAGACAAAAGAAAAUCCGAUAUGGAUAUAGAUGAUAAUAGACCAAAUAAAGUUUCGACAAGCGCAGAUGAUAUUCGAUCGAUUAGUGACACGACUGAAAUCGAAGAAGAACUACUUGUAUCACCAAUAAAAAAGAAAAAAAUUGAUGAUGAAACAAAGAAAAAUGAAGAAAACACAUUGAGUGCUUUGGAGCAUCAUGUGAUGAAAUCGACUGCAGAGAUUAGUCCGCAACCAAGAUAUCAAUCGAGCAAGAAUGAAAAUGAAAUUGCUUCCAAUUCAACCCCGAAGACUGAUAUCAAUAAUGAACAACCAUCUAAAGCAGACAAUGACAGGUCUAAACCAUACCCGAAUACACCGUUCGCUGGUUUGCCUUAUCAUCCUACCGGAAGGCCAAACACCACUUGUCGAAUUUGUUUGAAAACGUUUGCUUGUUUUAGUGCAUUGGAAAUUCAUUAUCGUUCUCAUACAAAAGAAAGGCCAUUCAAAUGCGAAGUUUGCGAUCGUGGAUUUUCUACCAAAGGAAAUAUGAAACAGCAUAUGUUGACACACAAAAUUCGUGACUUACCCCAAGAAUUGUAUUCUACAAUAUCACCAUCCGAUAAUACGACUUUGGGAAAUUUUCUUACAAGUAAUAGUAUAACAAAAAUAAUUGGAAAACAAAUGAAUUUUCAACAUCACCAAAAUAAUAUGGCUACAUCGUCAAAUAAUUCAAACAGUAGUAGCCGAGUAGCAAGUCCACAUACACCGAAUGAAAAUUCAAUGGAUUCUGAUAAAUUUCGUAAUACUGAAUCUCCUGCUACCGAAUCGAGUAAUAAUACAACACCUCAUUCAUCAUCAUCAUCAUCAAAUAAACACAUGUGUAACAUCUGUAAUAAACCGUUUUCUAGUGGUUCGGCUCUACAGAUUCAUAUGAGAACACAUACCGGUGACAAACCUUUUAAAUGUCAAGUUUGUGGACGAGCAUUUACGACAAAAGGAAAUCUAAAGGUUCAUAUGGGUACGCAUAUCUAUACGCAUAGUAAUCCAUCCAGACGUGGUCGACGAAUGUCUAUUGAUUUACCAAAUUUGAAACUAUGUGAAAAUAUUAUCCAAAAUAAUUCUUCUGCAAUGUCUGAACAAUAUCAUCGAAAAAAAUCUACGACUGAAAUUCAAUCAUCUCAACCAUUAGUAUCAACAGCAACAGUACCAACAACACCUCCUACACCAACAACGGCUACUUUACCUGCUACAGAAAUGUCCGAUUCAGGAAAUCAUCCGAAUCCAGAUCCUGAUCUUUUUCUUAGAUUUUUGAAUCCUCAUUUUCUAAAUACAGCAGCCAAUUCAGAAGCAAGUCAAUUGGCAUUACAGCAAAUGAUGUUGAUGAAAAUGAUGUCAAGUCAACAUCACCAGCAACAACAACGAUCUCCAUCAUCACAGAUUCCUCUUGAAUUGACCGAAACUUCUGAUAAAACACCUUUAAAUCAUGAUGACAAAAAUAUUGAAGAUGAUAAUGAAAACCAAAGCUUUAUUGGCAAUGAAUCCAAAGAACUUAUAUGCGAACCAGAAAUCGAUCUCAAUAAUGAUAAAAAUUGUGGAAUCAAUAAUUCCACAUCUAAUCAACAUAGUGAUGAUGAUGAUGAUGAUGAUGAAGUCGAAAAAGCUUAUGAUGAAGAUGAAAUGGAAAAUCAUUCAUUUCGUUCCGAUCGAAGUCAUCAGGCUAAUGAUGAUUGGUCAAAUAAACUACUGAAAUGUACGUUAUGUAGCCAGGUAUGUCAUUCACCAACGGAUUUCGAAGAACAUAUCAAAGCACAUUUACAUGCUGCUGCUGCUGCUGCAAAUUCAAUGUCGGCUUCGAUCAAAACCACUGCUGAUGUUGCUUCGUGAUAUCAACAAUGGCAUCGAAUCAAUCAAAUUAAUCGGAUGGCCAAUGUUAUAAAACACAUUCUUUAUAAAUAAGACCAAUAGUCUUGUU
Molecule: messenger RNA, 3386 nt
Organism: Dermatophagoides pteronyssinus (European house dust mite)
Lineage: Eukaryota; Metazoa; Arthropoda; Arachnida; Sarcoptiformes; Pyroglyphidae
Biological process (GO): regulation of transcription by RNA polymerase II
Cellular component (GO): nucleus
Molecular function (GO): DNA-binding transcription factor activity, RNA polymerase II-specific; RNA polymerase II cis-regulatory region sequence-specific DNA binding
Source: RefSeq, a predicted model, not a curated record